Messenger RNA from Verticillium nonalfalfae, 1128 nucleotides. RefSeq lists its product as uncharacterized. NCBI's taxonomy places the organism in Eukaryota, Fungi, Ascomycota, Sordariomycetes, Glomerellales, Plectosphaerellaceae. The record is from RefSeq and is a predicted model, not a curated record. The coding region runs from base 1 to 1128 and encodes 375 amino acids. Gene Ontology annotation, molecular function: hydrolase activity. The transcript is spliced from 3 exons.
AUGGCGUUGCGCUCAGGUGCCUCCUUUGCUUUCAACUGGGGCAACCGCUCUGCACCCGCGCCCCCAUCUCCCUCACGAACCAUCUAUCUCGACUCAACACUGUCAGAAUGGAAGGGUAAAGACGCCAUUCGAGUUGACGUGUACGAACCGUCGGCCGACACGCAGCCAAGUCAAGCCCGUGCUGCCGCCGAUCCUGUCAAGCGUGUCGGUGUCAUCAACCUCCACGGCGGCGGCUUCAUACUGGGCUCGGGCACAGAUGAUGCCCGCUGGGCCUGCGCCGUGGUCGAGUCUCUCGACGCCGUUGUCUUCUCCGUCAACUACCGGCUGGCCCCCGGCUACCCAUUUCCUACCCCUGUUGAAGAUACUCUCGACUCUAUUCUUCAAAUUUAUGCACGUGCGGGAGAAUUCAACGUCGAUUCGAACCGUCUCCUCCUUUCCGGCUUCUCAGCAGGCGGCACCCUCUCACUGGCCGCGUGGGUGAUCCUUCAAGACCCUUCUCGCUGGGGGUAUGAAAUUUCAUCGUCUCCCUCGAUCGCGGGUCUUGCACUAUUCUACCCGCUUCUCGACUUCACCACGAGCCGACCGGUUAAGCGCCGGUUAUGUGUCAAGCCGCACGAGACACUUCCCAAGAGUAUGACAGAUCUUUUUGACGCUUCGUAUAUCCAUCCUGCCAUCCCCUACGACAACCGCGACGACCCCCGCCUCAGCCCCGGUCUCAUGCCGCUCGAGUACAUGGAGCGACUGCCGCCAGUACACCUUUGCCUUUGCGAGAUGGACAUGCUCCUCACUGAAGGCCUCAAGUUUGCCGAUAAUCUGCGCGAAGCAGGUGUCACAGUCACCUCGAGGGUCGUGCUGGGAGAGAAGCACGCGUGGGACAAGCCACCCCCAUUCGCGCCCAAAGCGAGCGUCUCCGUGGAAUACCAGGCGGCCAUCGUUGCCAUGCGACACUGGCUCAGCGACGACGGAGCCAAGUUGACGCAGGCGGCUGUUGGGGCUGUCAACGAUCAGACUCAGGUAGCAGACGGCGCGCCACUAGACACGAGAUCAAGAGUAGAAAGGGGCGGUAUUCUGAUCGACCUCAUCACUCAUGGUAUACUGCAGAGAUCAUCAGAAGGUUCCAACUCGUGA